Molecule: messenger RNA, 2016 nt
Organism: Lathyrus sativus (Indian pea)
Lineage: Eukaryota; Viridiplantae; Streptophyta; Magnoliopsida; Fabales; Fabaceae
Source: the annotation of a GenBank genome assembly
AUGGGGAAAAGAGGAGGGAAAAACUACCAGAAGAAAGACGUAACAAACGCUACAACAAGUUCCCGACGCAACCUUCAUGUGUUUUCUACUCAAGAUAUGGACGAUGAGAUUGAUGCUUUUCAUAAGCAGAGGGAUAUUGUUCCACUUGACAUAAAUGCUGAUUCUGAAUCUGAUGAAGAUGAUGAAAUACCUAUUUUUGACUCUAAGGAUAUUGAUAAUGAUGAUAGUGAUGAUGAUGAGGAGGAGGAGGAAGAUGAUGAGGACGAUGAUGAUGAUGUGGAGGAUGAAUAUGACGGUAAUGACAAAGGCUAUAUUGCAAAAUUAAUUAGGCAAAAGAAAUAUUUAGAGUCAAAGCAUGGUGGAGAUGAAGACGGAAUGCAAGAUGAUGAUGAAGAUGAGGGGGAUAUUAAAACAAUUACCGGUGGUAGAAAGUACUCACAUGGCGCUGAGAAUCGUAAUUUUGAGCUACAAGCAAGUGAUGAUGAGGCCCCAAAAGAAGAGGAAAAAAUUGCAACUGACAUGCAAAGGGAGAAAGCAAAAGGCUUAACGAUGGAAGACUUUGGCCUUUGGGACAUCGAUAAUGACAACUUAACUUCUAAGGAUGCGACAGAUAAAGGAAACAGAGUGAUAAAACCACUGGAUAGAGAUGGAACUUUCAAGGCUGAGGAUCUGAAUGCUUUAUCAAAGGAGGAGCAAAUGAACGUCCUGCAUAGGUCUGCUCCGGAAUUAGUUGAUUGGUUGUCAGAAUUGAAUGAGGCACACACAGAGCUUGAAUGCAAAAUCAACCCAUUUUUAAGCAAGGUUAAAAAGGGGGAAACAGUAUUGGAAGGAGUAGUGCGUUAUUUUGAGUUGAAACAGCCUCUCAUGUUGUCCUAUUGCCAAGCUAUAACCUUCUACCUUCUACUCAAGUCUGAAGGGCAACCAGUAGAUGAUCAUCCUGUAAUAGCUCGCCUUGAAGAGAUCAAGGAAUUAAUAAAUCAGAUUAAACAACUUGAUACAGAACUUCCAGUUGAACUUGAGGACAUUCUUAAAGGAAGUAGCGGAUUAGAUCAUGAGAAUGUUCCAAUGCCAGCAGAUUCUAUCACCAUACACCAAGAACAGCCUCUGGUCGCUGCUGUAUCACAAGAAGAAGCAGUGCCUAGCAAUUUAGUUGAGAAGAAAAAAUCGGAUGUCUCAAAGGAUGGUGUACAAAAAGGAAGAAAAGUAAAAGAUCAGAAGGAUUACAUUGGCGCCCAGAGUUUGGAAAUGUUAAAAGUUAGAGCUUCCCUUGAGGAAAAAUUGAGACAAAAGGGUUUGUAUAAUCAAACUACUCCAAAGCCAACUAAUUCUCUAAAGCGAUCAAGACCAGCUAAUGGCCAACUUGCAACAUAUGAUGAUUUUGAUGAUGAUGCUGUCAAUGUUAAUGGGACAGCAGGACUGUCUAAUGGUCUUGUCUCCAGUAAAGUUUCACCGUUUGUUAAUGCUAAUCUGAAGAAACUCAAGGUGGCUUCUGGUGAUGAUGAUUUGCCCAGGAGAGAUGAUAGUCAUAAUCGCCGGUGGGAACAUGAGGAGCGGGUGUUGACUGGUGCUGGAGUUAAGACUGAGGAUGACAACGGUGAUGCUGAUGAUGAUCAAAUGACCGAUCUUGGAUCUCAUAAACUUGAUGAUAAAAAGGUCACUGAAAGCAGGGGUGACCCAGAAAAUGAUGUUUAUAAACAAGCAGAAAAUUUGCUAGCUGCAAAACGUGCUGCAAAAGCAGCAGCCCGUUUAAGGAAACCAGCUGUCCCCUCUUUGCCAGAGGAGACUGUGGACGGAAAGCGCUAUAUCACUUCUCAGAUGGCGAAGAAUAGAGGACUAACUCGAAGUCGCAACAAGAAUAAAAAGAAUCCUAGAAAGAAUUACAAGCUCAAGCAUCAAAAAGCUCUUAAGAAUCGGCAAGGACAGGUUCAGAGUUUCAGAACGCAAACUGCACCUUAUGGCGGGGAAGCCUCUGGAAUUAAUCCAACUAUCAGUCGAAGUGUCAGAUUCAAGAGCUGA